Cornus florida is the source of this 447-nucleotide messenger RNA. RefSeq lists its product as uncharacterized. The record is from RefSeq and is a predicted model, not a curated record. Gene Ontology annotation, molecular function: double-stranded DNA binding. Gene Ontology annotation, cellular component: chloroplast. Gene Ontology annotation, biological process: chloroplast organization; regulation of DNA-templated transcription. Lineage: Eukaryota; Viridiplantae; Streptophyta; Magnoliopsida; Cornales; Cornaceae. The transcript has a single exon. Bases 1 to 447 code for a protein of 148 amino acids.
AUGGGCAUUGACAGGACGUCUAAGAUGUUUGUUCAUGCGAUUCGGGCUAUUAGUUUGAUGAGUGUAGAGAAUUGGGAGGUGAAAUUGGAGCUCUUUAAGAGUUUGGGGUUUUCGGAAGAUGACAUUUUGUCAAUUUUUAGAAGGGUGCCUCUGGUGUUUUCUGCGUCAGAGAGGAAAAUUAAGGCGAUAACACAGCUUUUCCUUAGCACUGGCAAAUGUGAUAUCUCAUAUGUUGUUAAGAACCCAGAUUUACUUUGUUGCAGUGUUGAAAAUAAGUUUAAGCCACAGCUAAGAGUUCUGGAGGUUUUGGAAAGCAAUAAUUUGCUUCUUAAAAUGCCAAGUUUGGCACCUGCAUGCAGGAUCACUGAUAAGAAGUUCUAUGAGAAAUAUGUACUCCCUUAUUCAAAUGAAGUUGGCGAAUUAUUCGUGGUUAAGAAGGCCUCAUAG